This is a messenger RNA of Thalassophryne amazonica, 896 nucleotides long. Its product is annotated as bile salt export pump-like. NCBI's taxonomy places the organism in Eukaryota, Metazoa, Chordata, Actinopteri, Batrachoidiformes, Batrachoididae. The transcript has 4 exons. Gene Ontology annotation, molecular function: ATPase-coupled transmembrane transporter activity; ATP binding; ATP hydrolysis activity. The coding region runs from base 10 to 810 and encodes 266 amino acids. Gene Ontology annotation, cellular component: membrane. The record is from RefSeq and is a predicted model, not a curated record.
CUGUGCCACAUGUCUCAGGUGACCCUCGACGGUCAUGACAUCCGAGGACUGAACAUCCAGUGGUUUCGCUCUCUGAUUGGCAUUGUGGAACAGGAACCUGUGCUUUUUGCAACCACUAUUGCUGAGAACAUAAGGUACGGCCGACCAGGAGUCUCCAUGGAUGACAUCAUCACUGCUGCCAAAGAGGCCAAUGCCUAUAACUUCAUCAUGGACCUGCCACAGACAUUUGACACCUUGGUUGGGGAGGGUGGUGGUCAAAUGAGUGGUGGACAGAAGCAACGCAUUGCCAUUGCCCGAGCGUUGGUGAGGAAUCCUCGUAUCCUGCUGCUGGACAUGGCAACCUCUGCCCUCGACAAUGAGAGUGAGGCAGUGGUCCAAGAGGCCUUGGAUAAAGUACGCAUGGGCCGUACCACCAUCUCCAUUGCUCACCGGCUGUCCACCAUAAAGAACGCUGAUGUGAUCGUGGGCUUUGAGCAUGGCCGCGCCGUGGAGAGGGGCAAACACGAUGACCUGCUGGAGAGGAAGGGAGUCUACUUCACCCUCGUAACUCUGCAGAGUCAAGGAGACAAGGCUCUCAAUGAGAAGGCUCGACAAAUGGCUGAGAAUGAAGACAUGUCAGAGAAGCGCAGUCUGUCCAGAGCAGGCAGUUAUCGUGCCAGCUUGAGGUACCACACAAACACAUUUCGGAAUCGCACACUGCCCUUUAUCACAUUUGCUUGCUUGUGUAUGAUAUUCCCUUUAUGCAGUCAUGACUGUGCAUCUAAAUUGGAUUAUUACUGUAGUCAUUCUGGGGCUGAAAUUGAGCAGUGACACAGCAGAAAUAACCAAAUUAAUUUACUUAAUUACCCUAUUAAACUUCAACACUUGGACCAUUUAGCUGACACUAUCAUCCACUU